ACAGCUGGUUUAGGGCCCCGAUCAUUGGGGCCCCUUGACAGGAGGAGGCUGCCUCCAGGCUGGGGAGGACAAGUCUGCUGUCACCUUUGACGGCCACCAGGAUCCCCUGGGACAGGCCACUUUCUGCCCUCUGUCCUUGGUCGAGUUCGGGCUCCCUCUUCAGAGCGAGAACGUGGACUCUUGAUGAUGUUGGACGUAGCCGCAGCAAUCGCCGGCAACGUGACUUCCAAGCUGGGUGCAGCCUGUGUUUGUUCUGUCUUGUGAACUCCAAGCUCCUUCUGGACCAGGAUUUCAAUCAUGUCUGUGAUGGUGGUGAGAAAGAAGGUGACGCGGAAAUGGGAGAAGCUCCCUGGCAGGAACACCUUCUGCUGUGAUGGCCGGGUCAUGAUGGCUCGACAGAAGGGCAUUUUCUACCUGACCCUCUUCCUCAUCCUGGGGACAUGCACACUCUUCUUUGCCUUUGAGUGCCGCUACCUGGCUGUCCAGCUGUCUCCUGCCAUCCCUGUGUUUGCUGUCCUGCUCUUCCUUUUCUCCAUGGCUACAUUGUUGCGGACCAGCUUUAGUGACCCAGGAGUGAUUCCUCGGGCCCUACCAGAUGAAGCAGCUUUCAUAGAAAUGGAGAUAGAAGCUACUAAUGGUACGGUCCCCCAAGGCCAACGACCACCACCUCGUAUCAAGAACUUCCAGAUAAAUAACCAGAUUGUGAAACUGAAAUACUGUUACACAUGCAAGAUCUUCCGGCCUCCCCGGGCCUCCCAUUGCAGCAUCUGUGACAACUGUGUGGAGCGCUUCGAUCAUCACUGCCCCUGGGUGGGGAAUUGUGUUGGAAAGAGGAACUACCGCUACUUCUACCUCUUCAUCCUUUCUCUCUCCCUCCUCACAAUCUACGUCUUUGCCUUCAACAUCGUCUAUGUGGCCCUCAAAUCGUUGAAAAUUGGCUUCCUGGAGACGUUGAAAGAAACUCCUGGCACUGUUCUGGAAGUACUCAUUUGCUUCUUCACACUCUGGUCUGUCGUGGGCCUGACUGGGUUUCACACUUUCCUCGUGGCUCUCAACCAGACAACCAAUGAAGAUAUCAAAGGUUCGUGGACAGGGAAGAAUCGUGUCCAGAAUCCCUACAGCCAUGGCAACAUCGUGAAGAACUGCUGUGAAGUUCUCUGUGGCCCCUUGCCCCCCAGUGUGCUGGACCGAAGGGGUAUUUUGCCACUGGAGGAAAGUGGAAGCCGGCCUCCCAGUACCCAAGAGACCAGUAGCAGCCUAUUGCCACAGAGCCCAGUCCCGACAGAACACCUGAGCUCUAAUGACAUGCCGGAGGAGAGCAGCACUCCUGAAGAGAUGCCGCCCCCAGAACCACCCGAGCCGCCCCAGGAGGUGGCGGAAGCUGAGAAGUAGUCUAUUUGUGGAAGAGACUUUUGUUUGUGUUUAAUUAGGGCUAUGAGAGAUUUAAGGGGAGAAGAUAAACCCGAGACAGAGAGCAAGUAAGCUCCCUUUUAUUGUUUUCCUUUGGUCUUUCUCCACCCAAUUGCACACUGGUCUGUUCUUGCUGCAAGCUUUUUUUUUACUCUUUUUUUAAUUUUGGUUUUUAAUCUCCUGGACUCAAGACAGUGGCAGAAGAUGCCAGCCAUCGCUGGUAAUUGGACACGUGGGUCUCCUGAGGCUGGCAAUGGGAGACCAUGGCUUCAGUCAGGGAGUUCCCGUGGACUGCCCUCUCAUCCUUCUAAACCCCAGCUCUCUUGCUCCGCACCAUUGAUCUGAUCCUGGGGUUGAAGGGUCCUGAGAUGGGCGAAAAUCCUUUCAAGCUGUCGCAUGUCAUGAGUCCAGAGGCAAUCACGGCUCCUCAGGGCCUUCAGAAUUGAAGAAGAUGAAGAGUGGGGUUGGAGGAGUCUCCCGGCUACUCAAGUGCCAACAUGGCCAGCUGAACCUAGGCAUGGGGCAGUUGUCUUCCACUUGUUGUAUUUACUCACGUAGCUACCCCUCUGUCCCGCUCCCACUCUCCCAGCUUCUCCCCUUCCCAAUUAGACGUCACUACAUAGUUGCAGUAGAGAGAACAAUUUACGUUCUCGUUGCUGCCUGGAACCGUUUAUUUAAGACCUGUGCCAUUCUCAGUAAGAAUCGACGAGAUGCCAAUGGCAUCGCCCCACCCACUCUCUGUCUUCUCUCUCUUCCAUUCUCAUUAGCCCCUUUAAAUGUUUUUAUCCUUUGGACUCUUGCUCCCCAUUAGGAGCUGUAAUGGCAGUAAUAAAAGUCUGCACUUGGGGGGUUUCGUGUCCUCAGAGGAAGCCCAAGUGCUCACUUAAAACACUACCCCCUCAGACGCCCUGUGUGAGGUCUGCAGAGGCCCAGAUGCACAACUGGGGAAACCAAGGCACAGAGAGGCUCUCCUCUCCUCUCCCCCUACGUCCCCUCAGAAAAGAAAAUAAUAAUAAUUAAAAAAGAUAACCAAUACUUCCAUUAAGCCUAGGCUGAGUGAGGAGGGAAAGCCCAGCACUGCUGCCCUCCCGGGUGACCCACUCCCAGGCCUCAGCCCGCGCCCGCGCCCGUGCCCGUGCCCACACCGAGCAGGCCACGGUGACCGCCCCGGCCUUCCUCCAAGCCCCGCCCCGCUCUUCCAGCCCUUCCACCGGCAGCGUCCCAGAGCCACUUCACCCUGGGGGUGGGCUGUGGCCCCCAUCAGCUCUGCUCAGGACCUGCUCUAUUUCAGGGAAGAAGAUUUAUGUAUUAUAUGUGGCUAUAUUUCCUAGAGCACCUGUGUUUUUCUCUUUCUAAGCCAGGGUCUUAUCUGGAUGACUUCUGGGGAGGGGGGAGGGGAGUGUACACCAGAACUUUUAAUCUAUUUAAAGGCGAUUAAACUGUGUCUAAUGCAAACUGCCUGCCUCCUCCUUCCCUCCCCUUCCAUGUCUAGA
This is a messenger RNA of Echinops telfairi (small Madagascar hedgehog), 2903 nucleotides long. RefSeq names its product zinc finger DHHC-type palmitoyltransferase 9 (gene ZDHHC9). The record is from RefSeq and is a predicted model, not a curated record. Gene Ontology annotation, cellular component: endoplasmic reticulum; Golgi apparatus. The transcript has 10 exons. Gene Ontology annotation, biological process: peptidyl-L-cysteine S-palmitoylation; protein targeting to membrane. Lineage: Eukaryota; Metazoa; Chordata; Mammalia; Afrosoricida; Tenrecidae. Gene Ontology annotation, molecular function: protein-cysteine S-palmitoyltransferase activity. Bases 298 to 1392 code for a protein of 364 amino acids.